AUGUCGAGGCACGCAAAACGGUACCGAAAGCAGUGGCGAAAGCCAAAGCUGAUUCCUGGGAAAAGUGUUGUGUUGGAGUCGGGAGUUGUCGUACCCGUAUUCAAGAAGGGAGACCACAAGGGAUUUUUCACUUAUAGGACCAUUACGUUAUUGAUACUCCCAGGUAAAGUCUACGCAAAGGUGCAAGAAAGAAGGUGCCGCGAAAUAGCUGUACUCAAGAUCGAAGAAGAACAGUGUGGUCGUUCCGGCCCGGUCGAAGCAUCUCUGAUCAUAUAUUUGCUCUGCGCCAGAUUGUUGAGAAAUCGUCAGAGUACGCCCGUCCAACGUACAUGUGUUUUGUUGACCUAG
This is a messenger RNA of Soboliphyme baturini, 348 nucleotides long. Lineage: Eukaryota; Metazoa; Nematoda; Enoplea; Dioctophymatida; Soboliphymatidae. The record is from the annotation of a GenBank genome assembly.